Mastomys coucha (southern multimammate mouse) is the source of this 4548-nucleotide messenger RNA. It is a transcript of the gene Socs5, whose product is annotated as suppressor of cytokine signaling 5. Gene Ontology annotation, biological process: epidermal growth factor receptor signaling pathway; cell surface receptor signaling pathway via JAK-STAT; positive regulation of proteasomal ubiquitin-dependent protein catabolic process. Gene Ontology annotation, molecular function: 1-phosphatidylinositol-3-kinase regulator activity. The coding region runs from base 553 to 2163 and encodes 536 amino acids. The record is from RefSeq and is a predicted model, not a curated record. The transcript is spliced from 3 exons. Gene Ontology annotation, cellular component: phosphatidylinositol 3-kinase complex. NCBI's taxonomy places the organism in Eukaryota, Metazoa, Chordata, Mammalia, Rodentia, Muridae.
GGAGGCGGCCGGGAGGGUGGGGGCUGGCGGGGGCAUCCGGCCGAGCUGGGGUCCCCGGGCUCCGUCCGGAGGAAGCGAGGCUGCGCCGGCCGGCCGGGAGCGGAGGACGGGACGCGCUGACGGUCGCGCUCGCCCUGUCGCCGACUGCGCCGACCCGGCCCAUCCUGCCUGGCCGCAGGUGCCCUGGAUGAGGCCGCCGCGCGUGUCCCGGCCGCUGAGUGUCCCCGCGGUCGCCCGGCGCCCGCCCGCCAGCGGCCGCCUCUCCUUGCCUGGGUCCCCGUUCCCGGCGCAGUCCUCCGCCGGCGGGCGCCUCCGCACCUCGGCGCAGGCGGCACGGCCCUUGGGCCGGGAUGGAUCCGCCGGGAAGAGGAAGACAAGCCGGGGCAUCGAGCCCCUGCGCGCGGUGCCGCGCGUAGUGGGAGCUUACGCGCAGUAGGCUCUCGAUUGUGGCCCAGAUGCUGCAAACCUUGAACCUUGAAUGGAGCCAGUUCGGGCACACUGCUGACUGCCCGGCUCCCUCUUACACCGAGACUUCAGGCACUCUUCUAAUCAAUGGAUAAAGUGGGAAAAAUGUGGAACAACUUCAAAUACAGAUGCCAGAGUCUCUUCAGCCAUGAAGGAGGAAACCGGAAUGAGAAUGUGGACAUGAAUUCCAACAGAUGUCCGUCUGUCAAAGAGAAAAGCAUCAAUCUGGAGGAGGCAGCCCCCCAGCAACAGAGUAGUCCCUUAAGAGAAAAUGUUGCCUUACAGCUGGGACUGAGCCCUUCAAAGACCUUUUCAAGACGGAACCAAAACUGUGCGGCAGAGAUCCCUCAGGUUGUUGAAAUAAGCAUUGAGAAGGACAGCGACUUGAGUGCCACCCCAGGAACCAGGCUUGCACGAAGAGACUCCUACUCUCGACACGCCCCGUGGGGAGGAAAGAAGAAACAUUCCUGUUCCACAAAGACCCAGAGUUCAUUGGAUGCUGAGAAAAAGUUUGGUAGAACUCGAAGUGGCCUUCAGAGGCGAGAGCGGCGCUAUGGAGUCAGCUCCAUGCACGACAUGGACAGUGUUUCCAGCCGUGCCGUCGGGAGCCGCUCUCUGAGGCAGAGGCUCCAGGACACUGUGGGUUUGUGUUUUCCCAUGAGAACUUACAGCAAGCAGUCAAAGCCACUCUUUUCCAAUAAAAGAAAAAUACAUCUUUCUGAAUUAAUGCUGGAGAAAUGCCCUUUUCCUGCUGGCUCAGAUUUAGCACAAAAGUGGCAUUUGAUUAAACAGCAUACCGCUCCUGUAAGUCCACAUUCAACAUUUUUUGAUACAUUUGAUCCAUCACUGGUGUCUACAGAAGAUGAAGAAGAUAGGCUUCGAGAGAGAAGACGGCUUAGUAUCGAAGAAGGGGUGGAUCCCCCUCCCAAUGCACAAAUACACACCUUUGAAGCUACUGCACAGGUCAAUCCAUUGUAUAAACUGGGACCAAAGUUAGCCCCUGGGAUGGCGGAAAUAAGUGGAGAUGGUUCUGUCAUUCCACAAACGAAUUGUGACUCAGAAGAGGAUUCAACCACCCUAUGUCUGCAGUCACGGAGGCAGAAGCAGCGCCAGGUGUCUGGGGACAGCCACUCGCACAUUAGCAGACAGGGAGCUUGGAAAGUUCACACGCAGAUCGAUUACAUACACUGCCUUGUGCCAGAUUUGCUUCAGAUCACAGGGAAUCCCUGUUAUUGGGGCGUGAUGGACCGAUACGAAGCAGAAGCCCUUCUAGAAGGGAAACCGGAAGGCACAUUCUUGCUCAGGGACUCUGCGCAGGAGGACUACCUCUUCUCUGUGAGCUUCCGCCGCUAUAACAGGUCCCUGCACGCCCGGAUCGAGCAGUGGAACCACAACUUCAGCUUCGAUGCCCAUGAUCCCUGUGUGUUUCACUCCUCCACUGUCACUGGGCUUCUCGAACACUAUAAAGACCCCAGCUCUUGCAUGUUUUUUGAACCGUUGCUUACUAUAUCCCUGAAUAGGACUUUUCCUUUCAGCCUGCAGUAUAUCUGCCGCGCAGUGAUCUGCCGUUGCACUACAUAUGAUGGGAUUGAUGGGCUCCCUCUGCCGUCCAUGUUACAGGAUUUUUUAAAAGAGUAUCAUUAUAAACAAAAAGUUAGGGUUCGCUGGUUAGAACGAGAGCCAGUCAAGGCAAAGUAACUCCUGUCCCCAGAGGGUACUAAUUAGGUCUGCUCUCAUGUGCAUCAGAUAGCACCCAUAGGAGGCAGAGUCGGCUACUAGGAUUUUCCACCCAGAAUGGGAGCUUAGUUGUUAGCCUCUGUCCGAUGGGAUCUGCUGUUACUCAGACAGAGGGGCCUAGGGACAGCAGGAUGGUGUGCAGGUGUUCAGUGGGCUGUGACAACCGAGGGAGGCAACUCUGGGGAAUUUGCUAUGAAGAAUUCUAUUUCUUACUGAAGAACAAAUUAUUAAUAUUGGAUGGGUAUUUCAACAGUGUGUCUAACGUUUGAAAUUAUUUUUUCUAAGAAUUUUUCUAUAACCUUCCAAAAAGUUGUGAUGUUUGUAGUUACUAUAAAUCAAGCUUUGAAAGUCCAAAACAAACAAGUAAAUAAAAGACUGCCUUUCUUUUAGAGAAAAACAAAUGCAAUUUUUCUGGCCACAGGGCAUUGUGCAGUGUCAAUGUGGCUUAUAGUCAGUCUCCUUUUCUCCUCAAAGAAGGAGGCUCUAAAAUAAACCAGGUUUUUCUAAGAUGGUUCUUAAAACUCAAGCCUCACAGGUUAGUGAUGGAGUUGUGUGUAAAAGCCCCAGUGUACAUUUGGGAUGAGCACAGUGACCUCAGAGCAUGCAGUCAGAGUUUCUAGUGGGAUUUUUUUCUCUAAGUUGAUAUGUGCGGCCAAACAUCGUCUCAUCAAAGUUAGAAUCUUUUCCUUUGCCCUUGACUUUGUGAACCCAGAGGAAAAUGAGCCUAGGAGAUGCCCAGACACAUUAGAUGGUAGUGACUCUGCUGGUUGACAAUGCCGAGUUGUGUUAAAUUAUAACUAACCAUUUGGAUGGCAGUAUUUAUCUCUUUGUUGUAAACUCAUAGCUGAAUUACUUAAGUACAAUUUAUAUCAUACAAUUUUAGUGCAGUUAAUUCUUAACAGAAAACCUGAAGUCUAAAUUGCAGAUUUAAAAGGUACUGUACACCCAUGAUGCCUGUAAAUAACUUUACUUGGCACCUUUUGUCACUUAGGAUAGUAUGUAAUACAACUUGAGUGAACGCUUGGGACGUAUUGUCGAGUCCUAGUGUUGCUUCUUGUGUUGGACUGUGUUCUCAGUUCUGUCUUAGAUAUUUGCACUACAGUAGCCAAAUCCAUUCUUGUAUGUUGCUGUGCUCUGUAACUGCUGCCGGGUGCUCCUCGGCCCUCAUGCCAGCUGCUGCAGAGGUUGCUUUCUAUCCCCAUGGCUAUUGCCAGGGCUUCGUAUGCAACACUAACCCUUUAACUGCUAACGUAUGUUUCUGCUUGCUGUGCCUUGUUCUGGCUGCUUUUCUGUGCUAAUAAAGUAUGUUUGGUGUUCUCCUUGUAUAUCUGCCGUUUUAUACAUUUGCCACAAUUUCUCUUGUACGUUGGAAUGGUUUGGGGUUUUUAAAUAGGCAUUAACCUGACAACUUCAUUGUAGUUAAUGCAGAUUUACCUACAACCUAAUACUGACCUGUGAGAAUAAGCUAAAUCUAAGUUGAAUGCUCUCUAGCUUUCUAACCCUAAUCUGUUCUGUGAAUCAGUGUCCAUAGUCACUGCAAAUUAGUGUAUAGUUUACAGCAGGACUCGGAGAAGUGAGAACCUGGUGAUUUCUCUGCUCAGUAGCAAGAGGCUGAAACCAACGGUAACAUUAGCAGGUGAGUGUUAGAGCAUCCAGCCACACCAGAAACAGGUGACGCGGAGUCUGUGCACCAGGACGCGUCAGCUCCACUUAGUGGCUUGGGGACCAUUUUAAUUGAAGAUAAAUGCCUGAAAUGUGGACCUUUAACCAAAGACUUGUUCAUUUCAAUGCAGAAUGGGGAUGGAAGGAACCUAGAUUUUUCUGUUACUUGUCGUAGAUGUCCCUGAGGAACAUAUACCAAAGUGUUUGAGAACUUCAUCCAAACUUACUUUCAAAGCAUAAUGUGCAAUUAAAUUGUUAUGACGUAAUUAUAUUGCGUAAUUGUUGGGUCUGUUUUCUUGAGCUUACAAUGUACCUGGAAAAUGAACCUCUUAAGUAAAGAUAAAUCCGUGCUGAGGACUGGAGGAUGACUGUGAGAAGGCGAUGAAGCUGUUACGAGAACUGGAAACUCGGAGAGCAUUGAUGGUUUUAAAUGCUUGUAGCAAAUUGAUGUUCUCACUAUAGUUUUAUAGAAAAUAUUAAUGCUUUUAUGUAUUUCAGAGCUUUUCCUGUGUUAUAUGCAGAUUGUUUUAAGUGUAAUUAUUGAGUUUAUGUAUGCAUGUGUCCACUGUGCUAAAGCCACUUAUGUUACAGUUUGUGUACAAUAUAAAUAUGCAACUUUGGGGUUAAAUUUUUUGUUAAAACAUUAGUAGCUUACAUUUAAAAAGAAAAGAAAAAUCACCAGCA